Penicillium bovifimosum is the source of this 2766-nucleotide messenger RNA. RefSeq lists its product as uncharacterized. NCBI's taxonomy places the organism in Eukaryota, Fungi, Ascomycota, Eurotiomycetes, Eurotiales, Aspergillaceae. The record is from RefSeq and is a predicted model, not a curated record. The coding region runs from base 1 to 2766 and encodes 921 amino acids. The transcript has a single exon.
AUGGAGGACGCCCAAUGCACUGCGAAAUGGGCAAACCGUGUCCUGCGCCCCUUGACCUCCAUCUGCCGUCGAAUCGCGAAGCACAAAGAAACGUUGUUGAUGAUCGCGACCGAGUCGAAACUACAAGAGAAGGCACAAGAAACAGACGCGUCUGCUCUAGAAUCCCGACUGAACGCUGCAAGCGGACGAAACUGCCCAGACUCGGAUUUGGACCCGGACGAGACCGACCCAGCAUGGAUUCCAGGGAGAAAGUCCGAGCGACGCAAAGCCAGACAUAAGUAUUCGUCCAAAACAGAGGAAAACGGCGGCAAGAAGCGCACUAGACUGUCGAUAAGAAGUCCGGAGUCUCCGCGCACCCUGCCUGGUGCCAUUCAGGUCGCGACACCGCUCAUCACGGGAAGGAGAUGGGAGAUGCCCUCGAGUGCGCAGUCACAACGCUCUGUAGGCCGGAUCGACCCGAACGCCCAGUCACCGCAACCGCAAGCCUUCCGCAAUCGAUACUCAUUUCACAAAAGUCCCUGGCAAGAACUUUUGGACCAGUCUGGUGACCCGGGCUUCGCCCACAUCGCCCGCAAUCUUGAUCGUGUCUUCCAGAACUUCCUUUACAAUACAGCCACCUCGAGACGUGAAGGAAAGCUCUCACCCGAAACCCCAAGGCGUGGUGCACGCUCGUUGCUGUCGAUGGUGGCGCGAAGCUUACCUGACUUUAUUGCGAAGGAACAAGAAGAGCAGGAUGAGUUGGACGAGGAUGGGGACGAAGAUAUGUGCGAUGCAUACUUUACAGAGUUGGAAGCAUACUAUGCGCCUUACGGGAAUGGUUGGAAGCCACUCCGGGAGGCGGUCCGCGCCCAGGGCAUCUACUUGGUUUCUACUAUGAUUCAGAAUCAUUGGAUAACAGACGCAAUUGCCUGCGCGCUGAUUGAAAAAUGUCGUUCAUUUGCACCCGAAGAAAGUGAUUUAUUGCUCUCCACAUUGCUUUCCACCCGCAACAGUUAUUCAUACCCCCAGGGGGUAAGACCAAUAGUUGACCAUGACCCUUCGGACCCUAUCCGGUUAUUGCGCAAAUAUGCCCAACAUGGCGCUGCCAGUCGCUCUUACAUUUUUGAUGAACUGGCAAAGCUUCUGUUACGGGGUGUGCUGCCCCCAGAGUGGAUGGGAACCAAAUUAUGGACAAGCUGGAUGACCAGAGCUACCAUAUCCGUUUCGAAAGAGGAUGAGGACUUCCCGGCGGCCUCACGAUUGAUUGAAGCAGUGCUGCUCUCGGCUAGCGAUGUUCGCCUUGAUUUGCCUGCCCAGUCUUCUCCCUCGAAGCUGCCAGUUAAGCGAAAGACUGCUCGUGAUUGUGCCCGUGCGACUCGGGCAACCUCCACUGAACCGGAAAUGUCGAACCUCGUGCGGCCGUGCCCCUUGCAGGUGGAAGAUGCACUUAGCAAUCAUGUCAUCAGUCUCAUGGGAGCGCUCUGCGGUAUGCAUAUUUCACGGUCUCGUGCCAGUGAUGACAUUUGUCGCGCGGAUGGAACGAAGGCGACCCAUCUCAUCAGCUAUAUCCAUAUUGCUUUACAACGACAUUUGGCAUCAGAGUCUGUAGGGCAGCGGCCCUCUAUUACCCCUCACCAGUUAUUGCGGCGUGGCUGCGUCUUGAUGGCCGCCUGCCUUGUACAGUGCAACGACACCAUUUUAUUGGAUGACGAUCAGCAUAUGAUAACGCCGAUUGCCAGUGUUGAUGAAUGUGCAGAGAUCAUAGCAUCUCGCCCAGACAUGAUCAAAGAGUUAGCGUUAUUUGUGCAACAAGCAUUCCGCUGCCUUAGGGUUAGAGCAACCGCACCAGAUGAGCCCGAACACACUGGUGAAGACAUACGGGACAUGGUUUCGCGACUCACCUGCCUAGCCGACACCCCAGGCUUGUCUGCUUUCCUUGGACGAAGCGCUGCAGAGGCGGCCAUGAUCUUUGCAGAAGCUACAGGUGAUCCGGAUGACCACGUGUGGGCUGUCGAUGUCCAAGAGGCGGUCGUCGCAAGGCAAAGGCAGAAAGAAACCCCGGAAGACUCUGCAGAGCAGCCGGAGCAGUCUAGUCAGAGCAUGGGUCUGUUCCGCUGGGAAGAUAGCAUAGGCGAGUGGGUGGCACGUACACCAGUAUCGAAGAGAAAGCCGAUAAUAAUAGCGCAAGUGGCCCAAAGACCCAUGCGCAUGCUAUCAAGCCCAAUGCCAUCUAGCGCAUGUUCUACAGAUACGGAGAGCGGUUCAUCGGAACCUGGUUGGGUCUCGGACUCUGCCUCAAGCCUCACCUCAUCACCUCCGCCGAUGGCGAUUAAGCGAACGUUCGAGAACGUUGAUUCCUUAUCUACGCAGCCCCGGAAACGACGACGACCCACUCCCGUGAUCAUAGUUGACAGUGGUGAACGGCGCGACUCAAGACAGUCUCUUACCCCAACUCGAUUGAAUUCUACUGUUCAGCCAGUCGCUCGCCGUGACGUCCUGCGAGAACGCAGCAUCAAUAUCACUAGACGAACGGCUACUGCAGCAAAGCAGUCGAGCAAAGUCGAAGUCGUCAUCAUCAACGAUAAAGAAAGCAGCCCGGGCCUGCCUAUCGUCCGACCUACUCCGGAGCGUGUCGCAAAGCAGGUUCAUCGUACAGUGGAGCGGUCAAGGUUUACGCGCCAUCCAAUUUCAACUAUGCGCCCGAUUGUCGAGCCACUUGUUCGCCGACAGACAAUCAUUCCCUAUCCCCAGGAUGACGACAGUGAUGACGAGCUUAGCUUCCUCUAA